Messenger RNA from Lodderomyces elongisporus, 1323 nucleotides. It is a transcript of the gene CAR2, whose product is annotated as ornithine-oxo-acid transaminase. Bases 1 to 1323 code for a protein of 440 amino acids. Gene Ontology annotation, molecular function: L-ornithine transaminase activity; pyridoxal phosphate binding; identical protein binding. Gene Ontology annotation, cellular component: cytoplasm. NCBI's taxonomy places the organism in Eukaryota, Fungi, Ascomycota, Pichiomycetes, Serinales, Debaryomycetaceae. The transcript has a single exon. The record is from RefSeq and is a predicted model, not a curated record.
AUGUCAACCUCCCCAGAUUUCAACAUUUCCUCGCAAACUGCCAAGGACUAUGAAUCAAAAUAUUCAGCACACAACUACCAUCCAUUGCCAGUAGUCUUUCACAAGGCUUCUGGUGCACACGUGUGGGACCCAGAAGGUAAAGAGUACCUCGAUUUUCUUUCCGCUUAUUCGGCAGUCAACCAAGGCCAUUGCCACCCAAAAAUUAUCCAAGCCUUAAUUGACCAAGCCCAAACAUUGACCUUGUCUUCGCGUGCUUUUUCGAGUGAUGUGUUUGGUACUUAUGCCAAGUACAUUACUGAAUUUUUCAACUACGAAAUGGUAUUGCCAAUGAACACGGGUGCAGAAGCCGUUGAGACUGCAUUGAAAUUGGCAAGAAGAUGGGGUUAUGUUAAAAAGGGAAUCCCCACAGAUGAAGCUAUUAUAUUGGCGGCACAAAACAACUUCCAUGGUAGAACAUUGGGUGUUAUCUCAAUGUCGACAGAUGAAGAUGCUACAACCAACUUUGGUCCAUUUUUGAAAAAUGUUGGACCCAAAAUCCCAGGUGCUAAGGAUUCGGAAAACGGCGUUAUUCGUUAUGGUGUGAUUGAGGAUAUUGAAAAGUCAUUGCAGAAUGCUGGUGACAAAGUUGCUGCAAUCUUGUUGGAGCCAAUUCAAGGUGAAGCUGGUAUUGUGGUUCCACCAAGCGACUAUUUGCCUAAGGUUCAACAAUUGUGUAAAAAGUACAAUUGUCUUCUCAUUUGUGAUGAGAUUCAGACUGGGUUGGCAAGAACCGGUAAAAUGUUGUGCUACCAACACUCUUUGUCUGAAGAUGUCAAACCAGAUAUUGUACUCUUGGGUAAGGCUAUCUCUGGAGGUGUGAUCCCUGUGUCUGCUGUCUUAUCGUCAAAAGAAAUCAUGUCCACUUUAGAACCAGGCUCACAUGGAUCUACAUAUGGUGGUAACCCAUUGGCAUCAAGGGUCGCUAUUGCUGCAUUACAAGUUUUGAAAGACGAAAACUUGGUGGAAAGAUCACAAAAAUUGGGUGAUUUGCUUAAUUCGAAAUUAGAAGAAUUGAAGUCUCAAAGUGAUGGAAUAAUUAGCGAAGUUAGAGGUAAAGGUUUGCUCGCAGCCAUAGUCAUUGAUGAUAAAAAGACAAAUGGCAGAACAGCAUGGGACCUCUGUUUGUUGAUGAAAGACCAUGGUGUUUUGGCCAAACCAACUCAUGAUAACAUUAUUAGAUUAGCACCACCUUUAGUCAUCAGCGAAGAGGACUUGUUGAAAGGAGUGGAGGCAAUAAGAGAAUCAUUAAAGCAAUUACCAACAGCUGAAAAAGCUGACCAUUAA